Molecule: messenger RNA, 889 nt
Organism: Copidosoma floridanum
Lineage: Eukaryota; Metazoa; Arthropoda; Insecta; Hymenoptera; Encyrtidae
Product: SET and MYND domain-containing protein 4-like
Source: RefSeq, a predicted model, not a curated record
AUGAGUUUCAUACAACAAGGUUUGCAAGGACUUCUGCUCGACGGCGAGAGUGGGUCGCCAAAAAAAUCUGCAGAAGCAUCGACGGCCGCUCGCGAAAGGGGCAACAAACUGUACAGAAGCACCACUCAUACCAAGAAAAUCUACCUCGACACUCUGUCCUGCUACUCCGAAAGCGCGGCUUUGGCGGAGGAUGGCUCAGAGGAACUGGCCCUGGCCUACUCCAACAGAUCAGCUCUGCUGUUUCGUUUGCACAAGUACCAGGAGUGUCUCGUUGACAUCAAAAUGGCCCAUCAGAUCACCAAGUCGGACGAGCUGAGGGUGAAGCUUCUGACCCGAAAAAUGAAGUGCAUGAAGCUGAGGAACGACAAGAGCAACUCCAUUGGCUCUGGUAAUGUCGAAGCUGUCGAGUCUCUCGCUGUUGGCAACAGGUCCCCGACCAUCCCGUGCGCCUACGACUGUGUCACUCUGGCCCACAACGAGAAAUUUGGGACGCACGUGGUGGCCACCAAGAACAUAGAACCUGGACAAGUCAUUGUGAUUGAGAAAGCCCUUGCUCAGUUUCCCUCGAGGGACAAGACCUACCUGGUUUGCUCCCAUUGUUUGGCCUUUGCUUGCAAUGGGUUGCCGUGCAAGUCUUGCGUGGUUGUGAUAUACUGCUCGGAAAAGUGCAGGAAAGAGGCUUGGGCGCAGUAUCACGAUGCUGAAUGCGUUGUUUUGCCGUACACAAAAUACACGAUCUUUGAGGUACUUAAAUUCGAUCUUGGAAUUGAGGAUUCAUUGUUGCUGGCGAUUCGAUUACUCAUAAAAUUGGUAAAAAGAGAGGGUUUACUCAAUGUUGUCGAAGGUGCCCGUGAGAUCGAUGAUUUGCACAGUAGAGGUUCGUAACUGC